CACCCGUCCAGGGCGUGCUGAAUCCGAACCGAGCGCUCCUCAUUUGAUGGCGGAAGAUUCAGGUGCUGGAGAAUUUGAACACUUCGAAGUUAGAACACUGCUGGUUUUAAUGGGGAGAAUUAACAAUGCCUUCCCUGAGAUGCAGGAAAUCCCCAAAACAGGAUGCUAUUGAACAUGCUUUCAACAGUCUGGACAAGACAGCAGAGUUGGAAGAGAAGUACAUAAACUCUUUUAAAGGUCGUGGGGUAUUUACCAAGGUGCCUUUCAGGAAAGAAGACUUUGUUGUGGAGUACAGAGGAGAAUGAAUAGAUUCUGAUGAAUCCCAACAUAGAGAGAUAUACCAUGGAAGAGCCACUGUUUUUAUGUUUGAGUUCCGUCGGCAAGAAAAAACUUGGUGUGUUGAUGCAACUCAAGAAGAUGGCAGUCUCGGAAGACUGGUUAAUGAUGACCACAAGCAACCCAACUGUAAAAUGAAGAAGAUGGUGACAGAGGGCAAGCCACACCUCUGUCUGUUUGCUCUGAGAGACAUCAAUAUUGGCGAAGACAACACUUAUGACAAUGGACCAGCUAACUGACCUUGGAGAAAACAGGACGGAGUACAAUCGACUCUGACUGAAUCUGCUGAGGUUGAGCUCCCCCAAACCACUGAGCAGCCUCCUCAGGGAUCUACAGACUCAGAAAUGGAGUAUGGAGGGCCAUUGACUGUGAUUGAAUCUUCUGAGGUUGAGAUCUCCAGGACCACUGAGGAGCCUCCUCGGGGAUCUACAGACUCAGAUCUGGAGGUACGCAUCCUGUCUGAUUUUGAGGUGUUGAAGCUGCAGUUUCAUAGACCUGCGCUGAUUAGUCAGGUUGUAUGA
Molecule: messenger RNA, 857 nt
Organism: Phyllopteryx taeniolatus (common seadragon)
Lineage: Eukaryota; Metazoa; Chordata; Actinopteri; Syngnathiformes; Syngnathidae
Product: histone-lysine N-methyltransferase set-1-like
Exons: 6
Molecular function (GO): protein binding
Source: RefSeq, a predicted model, not a curated record